AUGAGCACCCCCGGCGUAGCGGACACCGUGGGCACGUCGACGACGCCGACAGACCUGACGCUGCGCGCGAGCGCACAGCAUAACGGGCUACAGUGGGACGCGGGGCGGCGGCGGGGCGACCCGCUCGCGCCGCUCGUUGCGGUCGAAGAGCAGUUUGCGGGGCUGAUGAGCGGGGAGGGGAGGCGCGAGCGGGGGAGUCUGAGGGUACAGACGCGGUGUCGCAGCCUCGACGAACUCGACUCGGUCAUAGCCCACAUCAACGCGGCGCGCAUCGCCGACCUGACCAUCUCGAUCCUCCCCACCAGCUCCUCGCAGGCCGUCGACAAGCGGUACCUCUCGCGUCUCUGCGCAAGGCUGGCAGUCCCCUAUCUUCAACGGCUGACCAUCACGACGCCAGUGGAGCGGGACAACGUGUCCGCGCUGUCGUCGUUCCUGCGCCGGUCGAAAGGGCUGCACAGCGUCGUGUUGGAGGGCUUGCGGCUAGUCCAGGACGACAUUGGCGCGCUGCUCGCCGCCGCAGAGGGAAGCGACACGCUGUCGCAUAUCUGCGUCGCGCGCUCAGUAUGUCUCUCGAACGGAGCGUGCGGGUGCGCGUGCGCGGCGGCGCCGGCACUGGCGGCACAUGGGGAGCACGUACGCCGCGCCCAAGCGACCGUACGGGCCGCUAUCGUGCCCACGCGCAUACUCCUGCGCGCGAGGCCAAGCGACGAGGUGGACCCAGAAGCGUUUCCGCUGCUCGAGAUGCCCGGCGAGCUCGUCGCGCUGGUCGUCAAGCACUGUUCUGCCGACGUUGGCGCGCUCACCGCCGCGCAGUGGCUCAAGCUGUUCACGCACGCGCAGGAUCCCGAGUCGCUCGGCCUCGUCGCGAACGGGGUGCGCGCGGCGCUUAUCGACGGGCGCAGCGUGGAUGAGGCGCGAGCUCAGUGGCUCGUCAACGGCGGGUUUUGGUGACGACGACGACAAUUGCAUGUGAGAGCAUAAUGACACAGUCUACGAUGCUACGCCCUACGACACCCGGCGCAGGUCGCUCCGCGCCGAGGGUGGAAUAGCGCGGUCCCAGAAGAAUCCCCCCUCAGCAAGCCACUCGGCAAUGACCUCGCUCGUGCGCGCGCCGCCAAACGCCGUGCCGACGCGGCGCAGCCCCUGCCGAUCGGCAGCGAGCGCGAACACGCGCUCCCACUGGUCGGGCGCGAGGGCGCCUGGGUCGCCGGUGGCGAAGCGCACGAUGCGCACCACGACGUCGCGGGGCAGCCGGAGGACAGGGAACGGCGGCCCGGCGGGCUUGGCUGGGCGAACACGCGUGCCCCACAUCGACGCCAUGGCUUUCACUACGCCGCGGCGGUCGUCUCUGGCGUGGAAGAGCACGCAGGCGAGCACGAGGGCGCGGAUCGCUGCCCGGCCGGCGCGGACACGCAGGCGCUCGUUCCGCCGCAGUGCGGCCCCGAGGCGCUUGCUCUCGUCGAGCAUGGCGCCGAGACCCCACCCGCUGCGGCAGUAACACCGGGCCCGUUGCGGCCGGCAGCCAGCAACGCACAGCUCGGACAGGCUGGCAUUGUGCCGCUCGACCGUGUCCGCGAGCACCUGGACCUCGCCUGCCGUCAACGGGCCCGGGUCGAGCGCCAGCCGCUCCAGCCCGCGCGAGGAGGAGAGACGGAGGAACGCGGCGAGGAAGGUGAAUGUGUCGGCGCUGGCUGGGCCCGACGAGGACAGGGACAGGCUGCGCAGCCGCGACAGGUAGAGCGUGUUGAAGAGCUCGGGUUCCGGCGCGGGGUGGGACGCGGACGACGAUGUGAU
Molecule: messenger RNA, 1794 nt
Organism: Vanrija pseudolonga
Lineage: Eukaryota; Fungi; Basidiomycota; Tremellomycetes; Trichosporonales; Trichosporonaceae
Exons: 3
Coding region: 1-951 (316 amino acids)
Source: RefSeq, a predicted model, not a curated record